GUCCACUAUGGGUAAAACAGUCUUUUACUCAGAGACCUCCAAAAAACUAGGGUUCUUAACUUCUUUUUGAGCUUUCGUUCAUCAUCGUAUAUAAAAACAAAACCACUCUCGAUCGUCACUUUUUCCAGAAAUCUCUCACUAUCGCCAUCGAUUUUAGCAGACAUUGAAGAAGAUGGGAGUAUUCACAUUCGUAUGCAAGAAUGGAGGCGGCGCGUGGAGCGCGAAGCAACACGAAGGAGAACUUGAAUCUUCAGCUUCUUCUACCUACGAGCUCCAGCGUAAGCUCGUUCAGGUAUCUCUCUCCGCUGAUUCCUCCGGUGGCGUUCAGUCUUCGUUUUCUCUUGUCUCCCCUACCUCCGCCGUAUUCCAGGUAAUUGUUGGUGGUGGUGGUGGUGGAGGAUUCUCUGCUGGAGGAGCUGCCUCAAGUGGAGGUGGUGCGGGUGAAGCUGCAGCUGCCCCUAAGGAAGAUGAGAAGAAGAAAGAAGAAUCAGAAGAGGAAGAAGGAGACUUCGGAUUCGAUCUCUUUGGUUAAGAUUGAAAUAGUAUUUUGGAGGUGUUGGUUUGAGCUUUCCAUUUUUGUGUGGGGUGUUUCUUCCAUUGUCAAGUGUGAUAUGCUACACUGCUUUCAAUUAUAUUUCGUGAGUAAUGACAAGUUUCUCUUUCGAUCCUAUACUUUGGCUCCUCAUGUCAGAUGAAUGAAAGAAAGUCUCAAAACAGUGUUGAAAUGUGAUAAGAAUCUGUAGCUCAUGAAAUUUGAGGAAGAGGAGGCUAUUUCAGG
This is a messenger RNA of Arabidopsis thaliana (thale cress), 778 nucleotides long. RefSeq names its product 60S acidic ribosomal protein family. Gene Ontology annotation, cellular component: ribosome. The record is from RefSeq and is marked reviewed. Gene Ontology annotation, biological process: translational elongation. Lineage: Eukaryota; Viridiplantae; Streptophyta; Magnoliopsida; Brassicales; Brassicaceae. Gene Ontology annotation, molecular function: structural constituent of ribosome. The coding region runs from base 173 to 532 and encodes 119 amino acids. The transcript is spliced from 2 exons.